GUUCCAAGUGCAUCCGCACAGUCGCUGUAAUGACAUUAAGGUUGGUGUUAUUUAUGCAUUAAGCACGUGUUGAAGAUUGCAAUCUGCCCUGCUGAUGCCUGUCAGCGCAGGUUUCUUCCCUUCUUUCCUCCUUUCAGUCGCGCUGCACAACCUCUGCUUAUGCACCGCUGUCGUCGUUAGCCGAGUAUUGAGCUACCAGCUGACCUACUUUCUGCGCUCUCUCCCAGCCGCCCGGUCCUGUUUACAAGCCACAGCCAAGCCGAGGAUGAGGAGUACUGUACCUGGGAAAACCGACGGAUAAAUCCAGCUGCUAGCUCGGAAAACACUAAAAAAGAGGGGUAAAGUUAAAAUAAGCCGAGAGUUUUUUUCUUUCUUUCUUUUUUUUGGAUAAGUGUGACAACAACGCAGGAAGGGACGCCGGUGCUUAAUAACGACGCGUUAAUAACUUGUUAUGCAAUUGAAGGCUUUCGGUGAAUGAGCCGCUGCUAGUUGAGCUCGGCUGCUAUGUUGUAGUUUAAAGAACAAAAAUGACGACGCCGGUUAAAGUGAAGAGAAGCUCUUUAUUUCUACCGGACACUCUUUCUUCAGGAUUCUGUAUUCCUUCAGGGGAAUCAAGAAGGUUUUGGGCAAGUGGUUUUUUCCAAUAGAGCGUUCCAACAAGGUCAGGACAAAUGGGACUUCCAAGACUUCAGAAAGGGCCUGGUUGGCAGAGGGAGUGAGUAUGGACAACCUUUCAGACUUCGGCGGCCCGUGUCCGUCCACGCUUAGGGAAUGGGAUACCAACAGCUGUGUGGAGGACUUAAUGGAUGAAGAUGAGAAGGACAGGGCAAAAAGAGCAUCUCGCAACAAAUCUGAAAAGAAAAGAAGAGACCAGUUCAAUGUGCUCAUCAAGGAGCUGUGCACCAUGCUCCAAGGUCAAGGCCAUCCGCGCAAGAUGGACAAAUCCACCAUAUUGCAGAGGACGAUAGACUUUUUACAGAAACAGAAAGACAUCACUGCGCAGAAUGAGAUUUGUGACGUGAAGCAGGACUGGAAGCCCUCAUUCCUCAGCAAUGAAGAGUUCACUCAGCUCAUGUUGGAGGCCCUGGAUGGCUUCCUUGUUGCAUUAACGACAGAUGGCAACAUCAUAUACGUGUCUGACAGUGUGUCGUCACUUAUUGGCCAUUUACCGUCAGAUAUGGUGGACCAAAAUAUCUUGAAUUUCCUCCCGGAGCGCGAACACGGCGAGGUGUAUAAGCUGCUAUCAUCCCACAUGCUGAUGACUGACCCCGUUGCUGCUGAUUUCCUUGACAGUGAGACACAUAUUGAAUUUUGCUGUCAUCUAGCCAGGGGUAACAUGGACCCCAAGGAGCCUCCUGUGUAUGAAUAUGUCAAGUUUGUUGGAGAUUUUAAGUUUCAUAACCAUGUGCCUACAUCUUCUUGUAACGGGCAUGAACUGACGUUACCGAGGAGUCUGCAGUCGUCACUGGAGGAGCAGGUCUGCCUCAUAGCAACUGUACGAUUAGUCACUCCACAGUUUCUGAAGGAUUUGUGUAACGUGGACGAUCCUUGCGAUGAAUUCACGUCCAGGCACAGCCUUGAAUGGAAGUUCCUGUUUUUAGAUCACAGAGCAUCACCAAUCAUAGGCUACUUACCAUUUGAGGUUCUUGGGACUUCGGGGUAUGAUUACUACCAUGUGGAUGACUUGGAGCUCAUAGCCCAGUGUCACAAGCAAUUAAUGCAGUUUGGAAAGGGUAAAUCCUGCUAUUAUCGCUUCCUGACCAAGGGACAGCAGUGGAUUUGGCUGCAGACUCAUUACUACAUUACUUACCACCAGUGGAACUCCAAACCCGAGUUCAUUGUCUGCACUCACACUGUUGUCAGUUACUCGGAAGUGCGAGCUGAACGGAGGAGAGCUUUCGGUCUGGAGGAGCUUUCACCACCUGAGAUAGCGCCAUCCUCUGUGAAGGCUCAGGAGUUGUACUUGGACAUCUGCUCCACCCUGGACGCGACGAGGGACAGAAACAGCGGCGCACGUUCGGUGUCCUCCCACAGCUCUCGGAAAUCCUCCCACACCGCCCUGUCGGACUCUUUGUCAAACUCCUACACAGAGGCCUGCACACCAUCAUGGCCGUCAGCCUCCGUUGGACCAGAGAAGACACCUGCCAGACUCCAGCCCAGUGGGUCAAAGAAUUUGGCUCAAAGACAAAAUUCCUUUGACCUUGUUCCCCAAAUGAGCCUCUCCCUUUCUCCAACCUGCAGCAAGCACUCCACCAUGCAGCAGCAAUCGCAGCAGCAGCAGCAGUCCUCUGUUUAUCAGCUGCAGCAGCCUCAGCUCGGCGUAAUGAACCAGCUGAAGGAACAACUGGAGGAGAGGACGCGCAUUUUGCAGGCCGACAUCAAGACGCAGCAGCAGGAGCUGCACGACAUUAAGGAGAAGCUCCAUCUUGCUAAUCUACAGAUGUUGUUACAGCAGCCUAUCCACAAUGACUUCAAUCAGGUCCAACAGCAGCAGCAGCAGCAGGGCCCAGGAAGGCCAGCACAACAGAACCAGAACCAGAACCAGUCCAGUGUCAUCAGGCAACUCUCCGGUCAACCGAAACCAGCAGCCUGUGGGGCUCACAGUUCAUCUCCACUCUCUUUGAGAGAAAACACUUCACCGUCUGCACAGGUUCAGCAGCGGGCUCCUCGGAGCAGACAGAGCCAGUCGGUGAGUUUGCCGAUGCAGACAAACACGAGCCUGACGACGCCCUUCUACAGCAACCCCAUGAUGUUCUCCCAGACCAACACGAGGCCUCAGCAGGACACAAACCAAAGACAGACGGACAACCAGUUCAGCCACGAUGGACAAUUACGAAUGCUUCUCAACCAGCCGAUGCAGACCACGGUUCCGACUAGCAGCGUCACUUCCCAGCCCUCUCAGUGCAACAUGGGCAUCUCCCAAACUCUAUACAGCUUGGAGCAGCCGAUCACCUCUUUCACCAUGCAACAGGUCAACUGCAACGCCGUGCUCGUGCCCUCCCCCGUUUUCACCUCCCCCAUAAUGAUCCCACAUAACACCUUCAUCACGCAUCAGGCCCAGUCAGCCUACCACAGCCAGCCUCAGGCCUCGCACCACUCCGUGCAGCUCCAGCAGCCCCAGCAGUUCUUUCAGAUGACCCAAGGACUUGUACAUGGUGGAUCUGCUCCAGCUUUUCUACACACCACUAACGUCCCACAGCAAAGCACCAUGGGAUACAUUCAGCAGCAGCAGCAGCAGCCACAAACGCAGCAACUGCCACUUGCACAGCAGCAGCAGCAGCAGCAACCACAGCAGCAGCAAAGGCAGUACCAACAUUCCCAAAACCAGCAAGGCAGUGUUUCAGACUUCAGGAACAUGCUAACGCGGUAGCACCGAGGACUUCAUCUGAACGCUGAGGAUCUGCCUCUCUGACGCUGCCCUGCAGCUGGCAGCACGCCGUCGAGCCUCCUAAUUCACGGGGGCUGGGAGGGAUCCGGCCUGCACGUCGUCAUAGUGACACCACAAGUAGAGGCUGCGCUGACCCGACGGCGCCCGCCGGAUCCGAGGACAAUCUUGAGGCCGCGUCGCGACGGCUGGAACGAGUGGAUCAUCAAAGAUGUUUGAAGAAAAAAAACAAACAAAAAAAAAAAACUAUUUUAGACCGACAAGUGGAGGUUUUCUUCUAGCAAAGUUCUCAUAUAAGUGUUUGCACUUUGGUACCCCUAUCUCCCCGGAAGUAGAAUAUUUAUUUAUUUUUUACCUAAGAUCAAACGUUCUGCUCUGUUCCUGAUCUCCGGCUCAGCUCCCCUCCUGUGGCAUGACGCUAAGCUACUUGUGACACUUUAUUUCCAGUGAAAAUGGAGAGUCUGAGGUGAGUCCUGUUGUCCCCUCCGACCCUUUGAACCACGAUUUAGGCAUGUGGAGUCAUUACAGCAGAACUUUACACGACAAAACAACAAGUGCGACGACCACUUUAUCAAAAGGCAGGUGUGACGCAACACACACACUACAGCUGGAAGCUGGAGGUCUAUCUAGAUUUUUAAAGCCUCAAUCCGGGACUGAAGGAGCGAGGGGUGCCGCAGCCGUCGCACCGCAGAUCCCUGCAAACUGAAGCGGUCGCCGCGCAGCACCGGGUGUCGGCGAGCUGGGAGGCGGGGAGGACGAAUUGUGCCUUCAAACGUGAUAACGUUCAUGUUGUGGUUCGAUUGGUUGCGUCUGAUUAUGGCUUUAAAAAUCCAGCUCAGGUCCAUUUGGAAUAUAAAAGGUAUAUUUUCAUAAGAGCAUAAUUUGUUAUUAAAACAUAAGACAUCCAGAUUUUCUAAUUAAUAGAUUACCUAUAUAUAAAUAUAUAUAUAUGUAGUAAUUUUUGUGACCUUUAUGUUUGCAGUAAGUCCUUACUUUCUGAGCAGUGUCCAUUUCAAAAAGAGUCCUUUUUGAAAUCAUUACACAACACAAACUACCUAUUGGAAAUACAAGCUGGUCUUAUUCACAGAUGUUCUGACAGAAAUCGCUCCGAUAUGCUCAGAGGUACAUGUCUGAUCUUGUGCUCGCCCCAUUUCAGAAAAGCCUCGUGCACACAAGAAAAGCAUAAAUUCAUGUUCCCAGCGGUCCAAUCAGCUGCUUUACGAAUGGAAACUUGCACACCGCCCCGGUAAAGAUGCGUAAAAAGCCUUCAAAUAACUAACACAGUAACUUCAAAUAGUAACACAGCAUUAAGAAAACCCCGCCUUUAAUUUGAUUCAUGUUGGAAAAGAAAGGUACAAAAAAUAUGAUAAGCUCUGCAACAAACAGUGGCAUCUUGAGAUCACCAAGUCUCCAUGGCAACCUUUAGAUGCCAUGUAAAAGUUGCCACACAAACCCCUACACGUGUGGAGUUUGCAAAAAGCUGCUGGGACUUAAACUGAAGCAGAUGUCGUUUGGGUCAGAUCCGACUACUCUUUAAACUUUGGUCAUCCAUGGACAACUUCUCAUUUUAGCUGGUCUUGGUUAGCCACUUUAACUUCAACUACCUUUCAACCACAUCUAGACAUCUGAAGAGUAUUUAUACAGACAGUUUUUAUUUAACUUUUCCCCUUUUCAUCCACCAUAACCACUUGGGUUAGGCAUAAAACAAGAGACAUAGAUUGGAGAAAGAGUUUUGCCCACUGUUUAGUAUAUAGGAGGAUCAGUGAUGCUGUGGGCCCGCCCUUGUUGGGAAUCUGGGUAGCCUAGCCUGCAUGGCAUUUUGAGUCCUUUGCGAUAUCAGGACAUGUGAUGUAAAAAUAAAAGAGUGUUGAUUCUGGUGUUGAUUUAGCAAACUGAACAAAUGUUUUUUCUAAGUGUUUAGUGCGAGGUGAUGCUUCUGCAGCAUAAGACGAAUUUAUUUGGGGGCUUUUUACACAUCUUACAACAGGGGUGCGAGUCCAACCGUCAACCUGUUCUGUGACGGCUUGUUUGACUAUUUCAGAAGGCUACAAAUUUCCAACCAGGUGAGCGGAGUUUCAGAUUGUUGCCUGCGACGGCUUCAUUCACACUAAAAAAAACACCUCUGUUUAUUUUACCAUUCUACAUUGAGAACUUAUAGAGCUACUUCCCUCUGAAAGACACUACUUUACGUUAGCGUGGUGAAAGAGCACGUUUCGGAUUCUGUGGAGCUACUUAUCGGCUGUUGCAGCUGCUCCCCUUUGUCUCAAUCAGCUUGGAACAGACGAGCGUGUGCAGGAGCCAUUGUUUUGAUUGUCUCUUGUUUUGUGGAUAAUACAGAGACGACGGUUAACAGAAAGAGGAUUGGAGUGUGUUGCUGCAGUCUGUCCAGGAACGGGGGAAAAAAAGAAAACCCAUUAAAACAUCACAAUUACAUCACCGUACAAAGACAAUCAGCAGAAUAUACUGUAUUUAAACUGCCUGUACCACAGUGUGACUUCACAAUUUAGAAAAAGAUUUAAAUCCUAUAACGUACUCCCCUCGCCCCCCCACCUCUCUUCUGGACUUUAAUUGCACAUGUUGUUGCUACACUUUAUAGAAAGCAGCACAGGGGGAGCGCAGAGAGAGGAGGAGGGGAGGUGUUUGGUGAUGAAUAUGAAAGCGGCUCCGUCCAGCGCCGGAGCCGCCCACGUUGCACGACAAAACGUAGCGAACUCAGCAUGUACGUUCAGUGCCGUUUUUACACUUUUUUACGUGCAAUGUCGAUUUAAAAAAAAAAAAAACAAAAGAGAGAAAAAGAAUGUUAAUUUAUACUGUUGGAAAUGUUUCCAAACAGAUGUACAUAGAGGUGUAUAAUAAGCAGUUGUUGCCAUGUAAUUUAUAUGGAAGUAUUUUUUUAAACGGAAAUGUCCUAACAUUCCUUUAGCAGUAUUUUUUAUUUUUUAAAAGUUUGAAGCGCGUCCUCUGAAGAGAAGGAUUACACAGGACUUUUAUCUGCAUGGGAAUGCGGUGCGCUGGGCCGGAGGCUCCCAAAGAGACUGAACUGAAGGGUCUGAUAGUCACCUUGAGGAAGAGACUAAACAAAAAGAAAAUAAAUCUGAAUUUUUACUAUUGCAGCUAAUUCACCUAACAAUUAAAGGUACGAAAAGAAAAAAAAAAAAGUGCAAUUGUGUAAACAUCAUGAAGUUCGGUUGUUGUUUUUCUGGCAGAAGCCGUUUCGUUCAGCUCCGAUCCGACGUGUGUCUGCUCAUAAAGGUCCAGUUUUACGGGUGCCAUAGAUGUCUGUGUUUCUGUUUUCGUGAAAAUGUCACGUCAUACAGGUGCGUGACAUUGAUAUCAUUAAAAAAUGAUUUUUUCCAUUUCAGUGACCUAAUUCAAAAAGCUGCAUAGUCAUUGCUCAAAUAACACAUUUCAGGCACUUAUUUCUGGUAAUUGUAAAGAUUUGGGGUUAAAGUCAAUUGAAAACCAAAAAUUGAUUUAUCAGAAAAAUAGAUUUUCUUGCACAGAAAUGCUCUGCUGAUUUGCCAGAUGUCCAGCAGCUUGUCCCUGACAUGUGAGCCACUAAAAGUCAUCGUUGAAGAGGGACAUAUAGAGAUAUUAAGAAAAAGUUCAGUGGAAGGAAAAAAAAAAACGUUAUUAUUGGUCCUAUGUAAUACUGCAAUCGUCUCAGAAGGCGAAUUUUGUGUUUUUUAUUAGCCAACAAGCCAAAAUAACAAAAAUUGCAGAAAUAAUUUCUUGAAAUUAUUUCAAACAUGUAAAUGAGUUUAACUUUCUAAAUUUAAUAACUGAAUAAAUACCUUUUUUUUUCAAAGUAACUAAUAAUUUUAACAUGCACCUGUAAAUCUGUGACGAAGUAAAAGGACGAUCUUGCAGAAUAUCAGCCUUUCUGGCAGGAAACUGGUUGUUUUUCAUUCAAACACAUCAUUCAGAGAGUAGACAAAGCACCCCUUAUCAUUUUGUUUGCCUUGCUGUGUUGGAUCAAAAGCAAGUCUGUUUCGUCAUCCAGAGCCAGAAUCACUCGGUUUCGGAUGCGAGUUAAUCUGUUGAGCUUGAUGAAGGGUGUAAAUAAUCUGGUCGAUCCGUUUUCGUAGUUGAGUCGCUCUCCGUGACGACGAUUGCCGCACCUCUUCUUUUCUUUUUUUUCCCUUUGGCUUCCCUUCAUUACGUUUUGACUGGUGUUCAUCACAGGGAUUUCUUUUUUAAAUGUACGUCAGUUUGAUCACAUUUAACUUGUACUUUUUUCUUCUUUUUCCUGAUUUGUAUCAUAUUGACUGUCGCUUCAGAUGUGAGCGUGGGCAGUCGGAUCCGAUUCUCUCUGUGUAAGAGUUGCCAGGACAUGAACAAAAAACCCUGGCGUCUAGUCAAUUCUGCAGUUUCAGUGCAGAAACAAAUAUAUUAUAUAUAUAUAUAUAUUGUAUUAUAAAAUGUGGAAAAAAAAACUUUAGGCUACAUAGUUGUUUAUUUUAUAUGUCACAUAGAUUACAUAUAUGUAUGUUAUGAUUUUAAAAUUAAAGUAAUUUUAUAACAGA
Messenger RNA from Xiphophorus hellerii (green swordtail), 7911 nucleotides. It is a transcript of the gene npas2, whose product is annotated as neuronal PAS domain protein 2. Lineage: Eukaryota; Metazoa; Chordata; Actinopteri; Cyprinodontiformes; Poeciliidae. The transcript has 22 exons. Gene Ontology annotation, molecular function: DNA-binding transcription factor activity, RNA polymerase II-specific; protein dimerization activity; RNA polymerase II cis-regulatory region sequence-specific DNA binding. The coding region runs from base 722 to 3370 and encodes 882 amino acids. Gene Ontology annotation, biological process: circadian regulation of gene expression; regulation of transcription by RNA polymerase II. The record is from RefSeq and is a predicted model, not a curated record. Gene Ontology annotation, cellular component: nucleus; CLOCK-BMAL transcription complex; cytoplasm.